Messenger RNA from Eurytemora carolleeae, 982 nucleotides. RefSeq names its product harmonin. The coding region runs from base 284 to 982 and encodes 232 amino acids. Lineage: Eukaryota; Metazoa; Arthropoda; Copepoda; Calanoida; Temoridae. Gene Ontology annotation, molecular function: protein binding. The record is from RefSeq and is a predicted model, not a curated record. Gene Ontology annotation, cellular component: cilium; stereocilium tip; plasma membrane. The transcript is spliced from 6 exons.
AUAAAACCUUUUUUUGUAAACGCCUUUACAAUUUUUUAAGACGUGUAUUUUUUUUUGGACAUCCUGAUUUUUAGCGCUUUAAAUCUGCAGUUUACACGUGACAAAGCUAAAAGCAUAAAGCCAUUAAGGAUAUUACAGCACAAUGCAAAGAUUUGAAAAGCUAUAACAGGCUGAAAUUGAUGUUAUGUAAUAAUGUUUGAAAAAAUAUAAUUUUGAAAAUAAAAAGUGAACAUAACAAGCAGCCAAAAUAUUAAUUAAAGAAAGUGAUUGUUUUCUGAUUAAAAUGUAUUUUUGGUGUUUGACGAAGCAUAAAGAAAACGAUAUGAAAGAGAAGAUGAAGACUCAGAAGAUCAGAUUAAUCCGUCCUGAAGUUGGGGGGUUCGGUUUCUAUAUCAGGGGAGGAGCAGAGCAUGGUCUGGGUAUUUAUGUUUCUCAUGUAGAGAUAGGUUCAGAGGCUCUUCUUCAAGGGCUAAGGACGGGGGAUCAAAUUCUCAAGGUGAAUGGUAUUUCUGUAGAUCAAGGAACACAUCAGGAGGUCAUAGCGAUCAUUAAAGAUAAACCCAGUCUUGAUCUUCAGGUACGAAGCGGAGGUCUGAUACCGGUUAAAGAUUCUAAAUCUCACCCUGUCUCAUGGAAACUUGUCAAGGAUGGGGUUGGAAGCAAGGAGGAAACAGACGAAGGAAUAAAGAUGGACGACUCUCCGGAACAGAAGACGAAACUUUCAAAAACACAGACUCUUAUUCAGGAAAGCAGGAGUAGGAGUAGGAGUGGGAGUACAAACAGGAGUGGGGGAAGGAGUGACAGUACGAACAGGAGUGGAGUAAUGAGUGAAAGUACGAUCAGGAGUAAAAUGAAGAGUGAAAGUAAGAUGAGGAGUAAGGAAGUGCUGGAGGAUGAGGAAGAGGAGGAGCUGGUUCAAAUAUCUCUUCAAGGAAACCAGGGUCUAGGCUGCUCUAUUUGUAAGGUGACCAUUAUAAUUUAA